AUGAAUAAGUUUUAUAUUCAAAUUGUUUUCUUUCUUUUAAUCAUCCCCCUAUAUGUGAAUAAUAAAACCCUUGCAACCGAGCUUUCUCCAAAAAAAGAUACAAAACACAAAUCAAAAAAAAAUAAAAAACGUUAUACCUAUGAUAAUACACAAGAAAUAUAUGAAAAAAACAAGCACCUAUUAUAUGCCGAUAUCAAUGAAACUAAAAAUGCAUACAAAGUUAUGAAAGAAGCUUUAAGACAAUUAGAAUAUCAUGUUACAAAUGCAGUUGAUUAUGGAUUAUAUAAUAUAUAUUAUACUGACUAUAUGCUUUUUGAUGAUAUAAAAUAUCAAUAUAAUACAAAUGUUGAAAAAAAACAAUAUAUAGUUGAUAAUCCGAAUAAGUAUAAUAAAAUAAUAAACAAGUAUUGGAAUCCCGAUCAUGCCAAUUUGUUCAAUGAUGAUAAUGUUAAAAGAAAAAUUGUCCGUGUAUACAAUCCAAAUUUAGUAAUAAUACAACAACGUUCCAAAACAUGGCCAUGGUCUCGUGAGAAAUAUUUUUAUGCUAUAGCUGCAAAAUUUAAAAUAUCAGAAAACAAAAUUAUAAUUGUCAUGAGCUCAGCAAAUAUAAAUGAUAACAACUGUAAAAAUAAAAGAAAUUUUGAAAACAUAAUAGUAAAAAAUGCAAAUUUAUUCGAAGCUAACAUUGAUUCUGAAGAUGAUAUUAGAAAUGGAAAAUUAAAAAAAAUUUUUGUUAACUUAAGUGGACACAUUAUUGAAAAAAAAACGGACCGUAUUUAUGUCACCUAUUUCGAAUCUAUAAGCGGUAUACAGAUUUUAAUAAUAAUUUAUUUCAACAAUUGUUAA
Molecule: messenger RNA, 846 nt
Organism: Plasmodium yoelii
Lineage: Eukaryota; Apicomplexa; Aconoidasida; Haemosporida; Plasmodiidae
Product: fam-a protein
Exons: 5
Coding region: 1-846 (281 amino acids)
Source: RefSeq, a predicted model, not a curated record